Messenger RNA from Neoarthrinium moseri, 1617 nucleotides. RefSeq lists its product as uncharacterized. The coding region runs from base 1 to 1617 and encodes 538 amino acids. The transcript has 5 exons. The record is from RefSeq and is a predicted model, not a curated record. Gene Ontology annotation, biological process: transmembrane transport. Gene Ontology annotation, molecular function: transmembrane transporter activity. Lineage: Eukaryota; Fungi; Ascomycota; Sordariomycetes; Amphisphaeriales; Apiosporaceae.
AUGGCGAAUGCGAAAGAUAUGAGUGUCCAGUAUGUCCAAGAAGACAAUACACAAGAUAACGGAGCGCCCGAGGACUUCACUGGAACGGUUCGAUUUACCGACAAGGACAAAGUUUUCCUCAUCCCUACCCCUAGUGCGGACCCGAGAGGCACGUAUUCGUCCCAUGACUUCUACCCCUUGAACCUACCCAAAUGGAGAAAGGUGCUGUUUGUCAUCAUUGUAUCACUCUUCUCUUGCGCUGCUGGCUCCAUGGUAUCUGGAUUUGGCAGCCUGUUAGCCUUCUAUCGACCCAAAUAUAUUAAAGCAGGAGCUGAUGUGGCCACAAUUUCCGGGCUGGUUGCCUACCCAACAAUAUUCCAAGGCCUUGGGAAUCUUGUUUUCAUCCCUGUAGCAAAUGCGAUUGGUCGGCGACCUGUGUUCCUGCUGGUGUGCUUGAUAGCCAUCCUCGGAGGCGUUAUUGCAUCUCGGUCAACUACCCUUGAGGUGCACCUCGCCGGGCGCAUGGUGCUCGGGCUCGGAGCUGGCCUUGGCGAGGCCCUGCCACCAAUGAUGGUAUCUGAGAUACACUUCUUGCACGAGAGAUCAACAGCUCUCAUGUGGCAGUCUGGCAUCCAAGCUAUUGGGGCUGCGGUCUUUGUCCUCUGCGCUUCCCCUAUUGCUUAUGCUAUCCAGCCCGAGAACUGGUACAUGGUUCUGAUUGCCGUCCUCAGUCUUGUCUUUUUAUCCGCCGUCUUUUUUCUACCCGAGAGCAAAUAUCAUCGCCACUUAGCCACGGAGCACGAUGACACCAAUCCAGUCAACAACAUAUCGUCCAAACAGGCCCCCGCUUUGUUAACUCUUGAGGACCGACCCACCUUUGAUCUAAUCAACUACAAGCCACGUACCCUCCACUCAGACGUGAACCUAUUCGUUAACGCUCCGGAAUGGAAAGGCAUACCAGAGACCUUGAUCCGGAUGACGAAGGUCUUCUUCUUCCCUACCGUCCUCUGGGCCUUUGUACUCAACGGAACUGCACUUGGUGCCAUGAUUUCCAUUAGCGCCACGCAAGCUACUGUCCUUCUGGCUCCUCCAUACAGCUGGAGCUCAAGCUCCAUUAGCUAUGUGAAUGCUGGUCAGAUCGUUGUUGGAAUCAUAGCCAUUCCGCUGCUCGGAUACGGCUCCGACUUCAUGAUCAAGUGGAGGGCCAGACGAAAUGGCGGCAUUCAUGAGCCUGAAAGCCGUUUGAUUCCCCUGGUGAUUCCUUUAAGCAUGGGUAUCAUUGCUUUAUUGGUAUACGGCGCUGCCGCCCAGUAUUCGGGGAAAAUUCACUGGGGCGCAUUGAUCUUCGCGGUGCCAGCUGAUUUCUUCAGCUUCGUGGGAAUCAACAUUGCCACGAUCACAUACUUGCUCGAUUCCUUCCCCACCGCCGAGAACGGCCCAAUCCUGAUCUUGAUCACCGCAGUUAGAGGUUUUGUCGGGUUUGGCUUUAGCUAUAGCGUCACCCAAUUCGUGUCGACGGCUGGAUAUUUAGGCUGCUUCGGGACAUACGCAGGACUCAACCUGUUCUUGGGGGUUCUCGGCGUUAUUAUAUUCCUCACUGGAAAGAGUCUUCGAGACUUCCAAGCCCGAUUCCUAUAG